Chara braunii is the source of this 1224-nucleotide messenger RNA. NCBI's taxonomy places the organism in Eukaryota, Viridiplantae, Streptophyta, Charophyceae, Charales, Characeae. The record is from the annotation of a GenBank genome assembly.
GGGAGGAGGAGGUGGAAGAGAAAGAUUGGAUCAUCAUCGGAGGAGGAGGAGGUCAGUGAUGGGGAGGGAGGAAGUCAACGAUGGGGAGGGAAUGAGGUCAGCUAUGGGGAGGGGAGGAAGAAGGAGAUUGGGAGGAGGAGGUGGCAGAGAAAGAUCGGAGGAGGAGGAGGAGGAGCGAUCGGGAGAGAAGGAAGAGGAUCGGGAGGAGGAGGAGGAAGAGGACGACGGGGAGGAUGAGGACGAAGAGGGCGAUGGGGAGGAGGAAGACGACGAAGACGAUCGAGAGGAGGAGGAGGAAGUCAGCAUUGGGAAGGGGAGGAAGAGGCAGAUUGGGAGGGAAGAGGACGGAGGAAGUCAGCAAUGGAGAGGGGAGGAAGAGGCAGAUCGGGCGGAGGAGGAGGAAGAGGACGAUGGGGAGGAGGAGGACGAAGAGGGCGAUGAGGAGGAGGAAGACGACAAAGACGAUCGGGAGGAGGAGGAGGAAGUCAGCGAUGGCGACGAAGUCGACGAUGGGGAGAAGGAGGAAGACGACGGGGAGGAGGACGUGGCAAGGGAGGAGGAGGAAGUCGACGCUUCGUCCUCCAUUGUCGUCUUCCUCCUCUCCUCGUCGUCGCGAACGUCAACGCGAUUUAAAAAUAAAAAUAAAAAAAAUGACGUGACAGGGAGGACGAAGUCGACGAUGAGGAGGAGGAGGCGGAAGAGGACGACGGGGGGGAGGAUGACGGAGAUGGCAAUGGGGAGGAGGAGGACAAAGAUGGCAAUGAAGAGUAGAAGAACGACGAAGAUGGUCAUGGGGAGGGGAAGGACGAAGUGGACAACGGGGAGGGUGACGAGGAGGACGAAAAGGAGGAGGAGAAAGAAAGUACUCACCAGCGAUGGCGACUCCGGGCGCAGGCACUGCACGACGUAUGGCGAUGGCAACGACCAGGGCAAUGGCGGCAGCUCCACGGCAGCGCCGCGACAGAUGGUGAUGGUGACGACUAGGGCGAUGGUGAGGACCAGGAUGACGAGGACGGACGGCAGAUGGCGAGGCGGACGACCAGGGCAAUGGAGGCAGCUCCACGGCAGCUCCACGGCAGCUCCACGACAGCUCCACGAUGGCGACACGGCGGCUGGCGAUGGUGACGACCAGGGCGACGGCGACGACCAGGAUGACGGGGACGGACUGCAGCCGGGUGGAGGGGUGACGCGGUUUGGGGGGUAGACCUUCCCGGCACGAAUUCG